This is a messenger RNA of Trichoderma citrinoviride, 3657 nucleotides long. RefSeq lists its product as hypothetical. Gene Ontology annotation, biological process: mRNA export from nucleus. The coding region runs from base 1 to 3657 and encodes 1218 amino acids. NCBI's taxonomy places the organism in Eukaryota, Fungi, Ascomycota, Sordariomycetes, Hypocreales, Hypocreaceae. Gene Ontology annotation, cellular component: nucleus; transcription export complex 2; cytoplasm. The transcript is spliced from 5 exons. The record is from RefSeq and is a predicted model, not a curated record.
AUGCAUGCGACGUCCGUUGCAUCAUCGAGCCAAAUGUUUUCCCCGUUCAGCCAGAAGACGCAGGGCUCGUCGCAGGCGUUCAAUCCUUUUGCUCCUCGACCGGCCGGCGAAGGAGCUUCAUCAUUUGGUUCCGGUGGUGCAGGCGGCUCCGACUCGCAGAAGAAGAGUAAGCGCAAGAAUGGCUUCGCCAGCGGCAGCGACAGCGAGAGGAAGCCCAAGGCCGGCAAUCCGUUCCUGGCCAAGGAUGGGAAUGGGAGCUUGAGCGACAGCGGGAGGCAGGGGAAGAAGCGAGGUGGAGACGGGGAGAAGAAGAAGCUGUCAGAGGUCAAGAGGACGCAGAAGAAGGAACGCGGCGAAGACAGCACGUCACGCCCCAGCUCGUCUUCGAGCGUGAGCUCCGUCGACGAAAUCCCCGCCACUUCGAUGAUACGCGCCACCGAUCCGUACACGAAGAAGGUAUACGACCAGCUGCGGAAGGAUGGCAUCAGUCCACCAGCCUGGCCGUCCCAGCCAGGAGAUCCGAAGAGCAAGGCAGAGAUGGCCAAGUUCAGGGAAAAGUACGAGGACUAUCGACAAAAGGUGCGCGCCUCGCUCACGAAAGCGGCUCUGAUCGACGAUCCGAACGAACGAAAGUCGCUCCAGAACGCCAUCACCUUCCAAGGUAUCUGCGAGGAUAUGUGCUCCGAGUACGAAAAGAUUACACGAAUCACCGAGCUGGAUGUUCCCCAACCGGAGAGGGAUUCACGGACAGGGGUUGCAAAGACGAGUCGAAUGGUCAAGAAGCUGGCACGCUCGGCUGCCGGACAGGAGGCUCCUCUCCCAAUGGACGUCCGCUCUACGGCUGCCUUGCGACGAACGUUGGACUACCUGAUCGACGACCUGCUUCGUAACGACGACAACUUGCCGAUUCUUCACGGUUUCUUGUGGGACCGAACGCGAGCUAUCCGCCGAGACUUUACCUUCUUCUCAUCCCCUACGACCGAGGAUCUGAAGACGCAGGCAUAUGUGCUGGAGAACAUUGCGAGGUUCCACGUCACGGCACUGCAUCUUCUGUCACAACCAGGAAAAGCUGGCGAGGAUUUUGUGGAACAGCAGGAACUCGAGCAACUUGGAAAGGCUCUACUCUCUCUCCGAGAUUUGUAUGACGACUGCAACGCUCAGGGGAUUGCGUGCGAAAACGAGGCUGAAUUCCGCGCAUACUAUGUGCUCUUCCACGCCCACGAUUCAAAUACGGUUGAGAUGCUGCAACGACAAUGGAAACCGCAUUUCUGGAGGGACUCGGACGACAUUAGGACUGCCGUAUCGCUUGUCGAAGCCUUGCAGAACACCAACGACUUUCAUCCCCCAUUGAAGCCGGCUCCCUCCCUGGCGGCAGCCAACGCCUUCCACUCAUACUUCCGGAUUGUCGAGGACCCCAGCGUCUCAUACACGAUGGCAUGUUUUGCGGAAUGUCACUUCCCACAGAUUCGGCGGUCGAUUCUGCGGGCUGUGAGGAGAGCAUUGGCCCGGCCCAAGGACACGACAAACGAUGUGACAGCCGCUGCUUUGAACAAGUUUCUCCGGUUCGACACCACGCAAGAGGCGAUCGAUUUCGCGAAGCUACACGGUAUCGAGUCCGUUCCAGACGCGCAGGCUCCCAUGGACGUCGACCGACAACUCAUGGUCCUGAAUAACAAGGGGCCCCUUUUGCACCCGCGACUUCACCAUCAGUUCUCACAAACUCUGGUGGAAAAGAAGCGGCAAAGCCGGCCAUUGCCGGAUGUGAUUCACAAAACUGUCUAUGAGAACCCAACAAAUUCUUUACCGAGUGCCCCCUCAUUGAAAAACGAAGGAUCUCUCUUCGUCGGAGGUUCAGGGCCAGGAACUCCAGCCGAAUCUCCUUUGAUGAGCUCCCAAAAACCAGCGCCUUUGCCUGCGUUCGGCCAGCCUUUAAGCGGCUUUGGAAGCAACCUUGCUGGGACGCCUAAAGCACCAGAGCAAACAACCAGCGUCUUCGGAGCCCCUGAGGCACCAAAAUCAACCACACCAUUUGCGAACCCUUUUGCUUCCGCCUCGACACCCACGGCGACAGCUUGGGGCAGCGCUCCCACUUUCGGUUCUACAACGCCUGCUUACCCUUCGAACAAUCUACCGGCCGCGGCCAACCCUUUCGCAUCUGCCACCACGUCAAGCAGUACCUCUGAGAAACCCCCUACUCAGCCAACACUCUUAGGGGGAGGUACCGCUAGCAAUCCUUUCGCAACGGCAGCGCCAGCGCCUUCUACGACAUUUCAGGGCUUUCAGGGCUUUCAGAGCAAAGCACCCUCUCAGCCGCAAGAGGUGAAUGGUGGCACCACCCCUACCACAUUGCCUCCCCCUUCGGCCGCAUCUGCCUUCUCCGUCCCGGGUCCAGCCACUGCUAAGCCGCCUGCUCCUGCCCCUGCUCCACAACCUGCGAGCCCUCCGCGUGAUCCGCUUGGCGAAUUCACAAAGUGGUUCGUCAAUGGAGAUAGUGGGUUGAUGAGGGAAUUCGAGGUAUUCAUGGUAGAAAGCAUUGUCCGCGAAACUUACGACAAGUUCCAAAAGGAUGAGGCAGAGAGGAAGGCCAGAGAGAAAGAGGAACGAGACAAUGCGGAAGCUAAGAGAUUCCGAGUUUACAAUCUUUCCCUGAAAUACUUUUACCGAUGGAAGAAAAAUGCUCGAGAGAAGCGGCUACGGCAUCUUCGUCGAAGCGGACGCGACCAAUUUCGCGCGUUUCGCGAAGCUCAGCGAGCAGCACAGAUCAGGGAGGAGCAGGAAAAUGCUCAACGGAUUGCGAGGCAACAGGCGGAACUGGCUGCUCUCAAUCGACCUGAUGAGCUGGCAAGCAUCAUGAGGAAGAACCAACGGAAUAAGAGGAAAGCGGCGGAAGACGCACUGCUUGCAUCCGGUGUCUUGUCCGGCGUUUCCAAUGAACGGAGGGCCGUGUCAGCCAUCUUUCGCAACGAUUACCGACUAUCUUCUCCCACGCCGUCGUCGAUCAAUGGGAGCCAGGGGGUCAGGUCUCGUUCUGGGUCGGUCGCCAGCACCGAGGGUGGCUCAAAAACGCGAGCGUUGCGCGAACGACUCAUGGGAGAGAAGCCUGGUCGAUUUCCUCGCUCUCUACCUUCUGUGUCGGCAGACAGCUCACCGCCGGAGAAGGCGCGCGUCAGCAAAGUAUCGGAGCGCUGGCGGUUGAAAGCCAUGGGCAUCGUGCAGAUGCCGGACGGGACUGCUCUUCCGGAAUCCAUGGUGGAUGAGAUCAAACGCGGCCUUAGGAGGGACACGAGCCAUAGGAGGGACACGAGUCUCAGGAGAGACGCAUCCCUUCGACGGGCAUCAAUCACCUCGGCAGCGAACGACCCCUUCGCCGACAGUCCGCUCACUAUCAACAAUAAGCGCAAGCGGUCUUUCGGAGACGAAGGCGAAAGCGGUGAGACGGCCAAGGAGAGAGGAAGAGGAGUCGAGGAUGAUACGGACAACAUGGACUCACACAAGCGCGUCAUGAGCGACGCAGACCUCUUGAUACAAGAGCUCAGGGCGAUGAGGCAGGAGAUGGAGGAGGGCACGACGUGGUUCAAGUCACAAAAUGGAAAGCUACAGAGCGAUAUACUGAGCAGGGGAGGGACUCCUCUUUUGGACGAAAGCAGCAUCAUAUGA